Molecule: messenger RNA, 1011 nt
Organism: Dichomitus squalens LYAD-421 SS1
Lineage: Eukaryota; Fungi; Basidiomycota; Agaricomycetes; Polyporales; Polyporaceae
Product: terpenoid synthase
Exons: 3
Coding region: 1-1011 (336 amino acids)
Source: RefSeq, a predicted model, not a curated record
AUGUCCUCAUCGCAAUUCACUCUCCCGGACCUCGUUGCAGUCUGUCCCUUCCGAAUUUCGACCAGCCCACACUACGAGAAGGCGUCCUCCGAGUCUCGUGCGUGGGUCAAUCGGUACCAACUCUUUCGUGGCAAGAAGCUCGCCUACUUCCUGAGUGGCAGCAAUGAGCUCCUCGUAUCCUACACCUACCCAUACGCCGGAUACGACCAGUUCCGAACUUGCUGCGACUUCGUCAACCUUCUCUUCGUCGUAGAUGAAGUCAGCGACGAUCAGGACGCUCGCGGCGCUCGUGCUACCGGGCAGAUCUUCCUUAACGCUAUGCGCUACCCGGAUUGGGACGACGGCUCGGCACUGGCACAAAUGACUCGCGAAUUCAGACAGCGGCUAUUGGACUACGCCGGACCAAACUCCUACCGUCGGUUCCUCGUGCAUUGUGCUGCGUAUGUCAACGCAGUAGCACGGGAGGCCGAGCUCAGGGAGCAGGGCCAGGUCCUCGACCUCGCCGAGUUCGAGAUUUUGCGGCGGGAAAACAGCGCUAUCCGCCUAUGCUUCGGCCUCUUCGAGUUCGCCCUUGGUUGCGACCUUCCCGACUCUGUUUUUCACGACGAGCAUUUCGCAACCAUGUACUGGGCGGCGGCGGACAUGGUGUGCUGGUCAAAUGACGUCUACUCGUAUAACAUGGAACAAGCUCGUGGAAUUGGGGGAAACAACAUCGUUUCAGUCCUCAUGCAAGAGCGUAACAUCGACCUUCAAGCGGCGUCCGAUCUCAUCGGCCAGCAUUUCGAGACGCUCAUGAAUCGAUUUGUUGAGUCCAAAGCCCGGCUCCCGUCUUUCGGGAGCGCCGCAUUGGAUGAUGCGGUCUCCAAGUACAUCAGCGCGAUGGAGCACUGGGUCAUUGGCAACCUCGAAUGGAGCUUCAAGACGAAUCGGUACUUCGGCGAGGAACAUGUGCGGGUAAAGGACACCCUCGUGGUCGUCCUGCGUCGGCGCGAAUCUGAUGAAGAAGCAUGA